AUGGUUCACGUCACUAUCCCAAAGCAUUACACCCAGUCUCCGUCGUCGUUUACGGCGACGCCCUCUCUUACAAUCAAUUAUGAGGCUGCCCAGGACCUUGAUUCGACCAACGCGUUUGAGGGUCCUGAAAAGCUCCUCGAAGUUUGGUUUGCGCCAUCUGCUACCGAGCUUGGUGUCGCAGGCCCAGAGGGCUUGAAGAAGGUCCCCAGUGAAAUUUGGAAGGACAUGCUCAAUCUGGUCAACUGCCAGGUUCUUUCCGUUGUCUCAUCCGACGAUGUCGAUGCCUACCUCCUAUCAGAAUCUAGCAUGUUCGUCUGGCCUCACAAGUUGAUUUUGAAGACUUGCGGCACUACUACCCUACUUUCUGGUCUUCCACGUAUUCUGGAAAUCGCUGCUCUGUUUGCAGGCUUCUCGCGCUCUACAGCUCCUCCAUCCCUCGGUAUUACUAUGGCUGCGGCUCCGUAUCGCGUUUUCUACAGCCGAAAGAAUUACCUGUUCCCUGACCGCCAGCGUGGCCCUCACCGCAGCUGGCGCGACGAGGUCCGGAACAUGGACAAGCUGUUCCUCAAUGGAAGUGCCUACAUGAUCGGCAAGAUGAAUGGCGAGCACUGGUAUCUGUACUUGACUGAGCCACACACUCUGCUCACGCCCCCGGCUAGUCCUCAAGAGCAGGACGUAAACUUUGCCGAAACCGAAACCAAGCUUCUCAACUUCCCGAACAGCGCUCCUCUUCCUGACUGUGAAGAGUAUGAUGAGACUUUGGAGGUUCUGAUGACCGAUCUAGACGAGGACAAUGCGCAGCAGUUCUACCUGGACAAUGCCGCCGCCGUGGCCGAGAAGCGUUAUCGCAACCAGGACAAAGAUGAUGAGCACAUUGACGUUUUCAACAAUGGCUCGGAUCUAGAUGAUACUGUCAAUGAGAACAAUGGCUCUCUGCCAACUGAACUGACCACUGAAGGUCAUGCUCUUGGCACUGUGGUCUCCGAAACCUGUGGCCUGUCGGACGUUUACCCUAAGAGCAAGUUCCCCGAUGCUCGUAUCGAUGCUUAUCUCUUUACACCAUGUGGAUUUUCUGCGAACGGUGUUAUCCCUGCAUCUGACGGCAAGUCCGGGACUCACUACUUCACCGUCCACGUCACUCCGGAGCCACACUGCUCGUAUGCAUCCUUCGAGGCCAACGUCCCGCACUCCCAGAACGGCAAGACCACCGCCGAUAUUAUCCAGCAGGUUGUGAACAUUUUCAAGCCUGGUCGCUUCAGCAUCACUUUGUUUGAAACCAAGCCUGUCCUACCAGAGAACGAAGGAGAUGCCAAUGCAUUCCACGAGGUCUACUCGCAGCGCCAGGCUGCUCGCCGCCAUCCUAAGAAUGAGCAUGUUGACGGCUACCGCCGUGUUGACCGUAUCGUUCACGACCUGAACGGGUAUGACUUGGUAUUUCGCUACUAUGAGCGUAACGACUGGAAAGGGGGGCACCCCGAAUCGGAGAGAAAUUCUGAGGACACUCAAGAUUACUAG
Molecule: messenger RNA, 1515 nt
Organism: Penicillium taxi
Lineage: Eukaryota; Fungi; Ascomycota; Eurotiomycetes; Eurotiales; Aspergillaceae
Product: adenosylmethionine decarboxylase SPE2
Exons: 2
Coding region: 1-1515 (504 amino acids)
Biological process (GO): spermine biosynthetic process; spermidine biosynthetic process
Cellular component (GO): cytosol
Molecular function (GO): adenosylmethionine decarboxylase activity
Source: RefSeq, a predicted model, not a curated record